Molecule: messenger RNA, 2073 nt
Organism: Drosophila kikkawai
Lineage: Eukaryota; Metazoa; Arthropoda; Insecta; Diptera; Drosophilidae
Gene: Ir92a
Product: Ionotropic receptor 92a
Source: RefSeq, a predicted model, not a curated record
AUGUUGCUGCAAACACUGGUGAUGCCCUUAAGCCAAUUACUUGAGCUUAUAGUUGGUCAACACUUUGCUGCAUUUUCAACCAUACUGAUUGUGUACAAUAAUACCGGAACUACAACUUCAUUGCAACUGGAUUAUUUGAGGGCUUUGGAACUAGCUCUUUGGGAUUUGCCACAGCCAGUGGGGGUCCAAUGGAUAAAUGUGGCAAAAUUGAAUGCUCUAGGCGAGCUGGAGGGGCAAGUUAUGGCUGCCGUUAAUAGUAGUGUCACAGAGGGUUUUAUCACCAUCUUAUCGGAAACGCAUCAGUUUCUGCAUGCUCGCUAUUAUGCCACUCGCAAUGCCAAUGUUAGGCUCAAGGAUAAGCUCUAUUUGUUCCUCUGCGAGGACGAAAGCCCUGAGGAAUUGCUGGGUUUGGAUAUACUGCAGUUCUACCCCCACCAUCUGAUGGUGCGACCUGGAACCGAGACAGAAGCUGAAACAGGAGCAGAACCAAAAACAGGACCCCCACCAGACCUCUGGCGUACGGGAGGCGCAUCGGUAAACACGAGAAACAAGGACCAUGAGGGACUAGGACUGGGUCUGAGAGAAGGAGGAGCAGGGGCUAGGGCCACUUCAUCCCGCCGCGACAUCAAUUUCGAGCUGUGGACACAAAAGUUUGUCGGUGCCUUUGGUAAUUUGGAUGCCGUGCGCCUGGACGCAUUCUUGCCGAACGAAACUUUUCCCCAGCAGCGGGUCGAACUUUAUCCCAACAAGCUGCUCAAUCUGCAGGGCCGCAGCCUGCUCGUUGGCUCCAUUACUUAUGUCCCAUAUACGAUUACUAAUUAUGUGGCUGCAGGCGAGGGCGAUGUGGAUCCCAUUCAUCCGCAAAAGGCCGGCCGUUCGAUUACCUUCGAUGGUGCCGAAGCGAAUGUGAUGAAGACCUUCUGCCAGGUUCACAAUUGCCAUCUCAGAGUGCAGGCCUAUGGCGCAGACAAUUGGGGCGGCAUCUAUGAGAAUGAGACUAGUGACGGAAUGCUGGGCGAUAUCUACGAGCAGCGUGUGGAGUUGGCCAUUGGCUGCAUCUACAAUUGGUACGAUGGCAUUACGGAGACCUCGGUAACCAUAGCUCGUUCCUCGGUGACCAUUUUGGGGCCUGCACCAGCACCCUUGCCCAGCUGGCGCACUAAUAUCUUGCCUUUUAAUGAUCAAACUUGGCUGAUGUUGAUCUUCACCAUGAUACUUUGUGGCACAUUCCUGUACCUGAUGCAGUUAUUCAGCUAUCGCUUGGGUCUAAGCACUAAGUCGGCUGCAUUCAGGCAUGGCAAGAAGCUAGAGAAGUCUAUGCUGGAUAUAUUUGCUCUUUUUAUACAGCAGCCGUCGGCUUCCUUGGGUUUUGAUCCCUUUGCACCUCGUUUCUUUCUGGCCACCCUGUUGUGUGCCACCAUCACCCUGGAGAAUAUAUACAGUGGCCAGUUAAAGUCCUUGCUGACCAUACCCUUCUACAGUGCUCCUGUGGACACCAUGGGAAAGUGGGCUCAGGCAGAGUGGAAGUGGGCAGCUCCCUCCAUCAUUUGGGUGCACACGGUGCAAAGCUCUGACUUGGUAACAGAGCAGAUCCUGGCAAGGAACUUCGAGGUCCGUGACUACAGCUAUUUGUCCAAUGCUAGCUUCAUGCCCAACUAUGGACUUGGCAUUGAGCGGCUGUCCUCGGGAUCACUUUCCGUUGGUGACUAUGUAUCCACCGAGGCACUGGAAAAUCGAAUUGUUCUUCACGACGAUUUGUAUUUUGAUUAUACGAGAGCAGUGUCUAUAAGGGGUUGGCCUUUAAUGCGGGAGUUAAACAAGCACAUUCGAACUUGCCAGGAAACGGGUCUUUAUGUCCACUGGGAGCUGCAGUUCAUUGUCAAAUAUAUGGACAAAAAGAAACAGGAAGUUCUAAUGGACCUGGCCAAUGGACACAAGGUCAAGGGAGCUCCCCAGGUCCUCGAUGUGCACAACAUAGCCGGUGCCCUGUUCGUGCUGGCCUUUGGCUUCACAUUUGCCGGCUUGGCUCUGGUGAUGGAGUUGCUGAUCCAUAGUGUGGAAAUAGGCAAAUAA